AUGGUGUUCCGCGGCGAUACGGUGAUGUCCGUUGCCCAUUUAUCGGCGGGUGUUUUUCAGCGAUUCCGGUCGAUUCCGCCGUCGGAUCGAAUCAGCAGCGGCGAGAUGCUGGAGCUCGUUUGCUGUUUUCCGCUUCAGCAGUUGGGUCGAUUCGUCAUGUGGUUCUGGAACUAUGUCUGCGUUCCGCCGCCGGAGAUUUUGUACUUCAACGACGACGAUGAGCGUGAUAGUGAUGGUGUUUAUGGACGACCAUCAACAUCGUCUUCGAUUGUUAAUCAUCUUCGUUUGGAGUGA
This is a messenger RNA of Microthlaspi erraticum, 294 nucleotides long. The record is from the annotation of a GenBank genome assembly. Lineage: Eukaryota; Viridiplantae; Streptophyta; Magnoliopsida; Brassicales; Brassicaceae.